Saccoglossus kowalevskii is the source of this 1692-nucleotide messenger RNA. RefSeq names its product rRNA 2'-O-methyltransferase fibrillarin-like. Gene Ontology annotation, biological process: box C/D sno(s)RNA 3'-end processing; rRNA methylation. NCBI's taxonomy places the organism in Eukaryota, Metazoa, Hemichordata, Enteropneusta, Harrimaniidae. Gene Ontology annotation, molecular function: RNA binding; rRNA methyltransferase activity; histone H2AQ104 methyltransferase activity. The record is from RefSeq and is a predicted model, not a curated record. Gene Ontology annotation, cellular component: box C/D methylation guide snoRNP complex; Cajal body; nucleolus.
UUUCACACGUGUUGUACAGUAUCAGCUGAAAUCAUGAGGCCAGGAUUUUCUCCAAGAGGCGGUGGUGGCAGAGGAGGUGGUGGACGUGGUGGUUUUGGGGGCCGGGGAGGGCGUGGAGGAGGAUUUGGAGGGAGAGGUGGUAGUCGAGGCGGAUUUGGUGGCGCGAGAGGUGGAGGCGGACGUGGAAGAGGAUUUGGUGGAAGAGGACGCGGACGAGGAGGACGUGGAGGUAUGGCUGGUGGUAAACAAGUGACAAUUGAGCCACAUAGAAUUGAAGGCGUCUUCAUAGCGAGGGGGAAGGAAGAUGCGUUAGUCACGAAAAACAUGGUGCAAGGGGAUUCGGUGUAUGGUGAAAAGAGGAUAUCAGUUGAGGCUGAUGGAGAUAAGUUGGAGUACAGAGCAUGGAAUCCAUUCAGAUCUAAACUGGCAGCUGCUAUACUGGGUGGUGUAGAUAAAACUCAUAUCACACCGGGAUCCAAGGUGUUGUACUUAGGUGCAGCGUCGGGUACAACAGUUUCUCAUGUCUCAGAUAUCGUGGGGCCGGAUGGCAUUGUUUAUGCCGUUGAGUUCUCGCACAGAUCAGGACGUGAUUUGUUAAAUGUUGCCAAAAAACGAACCAAUAUUAUUCCUAUCAUCGAAGAUGCCAGACAUCCACACAAAUACAGAAUGCUUGUAGGUAUGGUGGACACGAUAUUUGCCGACGUAGCACAGCCAGACCAAGCCAGAAUAGUUGCCAUCAAUGCGCAUAAUUUCUUGAAAAAUGAAGGCCAUUUUGUGAUUUCAAUCAAAGCUAAUUGCAUAGACUCAACAGCGGCACCAGAAGCAGUGUUUGCCGGAGAAGUAAAAAAAUUGCAGUCAGAAAGAUUAAAACCACAAGAACAGUUAACGUUAGAGCCAUAUGAAAGAGACCACGCUGUGGUUGUGGGGGUUUACAGACCACAACCUAAAAAGAAGUGAAGAUGAUGUAAAUUUUACAAGUAUGUAUUUUUUAUCAAAAAGACAAAGACCUUACUUGCGAGAAGACGUCAAACAAGACCAACUGUGAACAAUCAUGAUAUUUAAUUUCUCAUCAGCAGAGCUGCUUUUAAGAAAAAAACUGCAUACUAAAGUGUUUUUGUGUUAUUGGUGAUCCUGGGUACUACCAAAUAUUAUGAGUUCCUGUGGUCAAAAUAUUUUUAUCCAUUUAUUUUUAUUCUACUGCAACAUGUACAGCACACAACUUUUCGAUAUAAUCUCAUGUUUUGAAGUUGUGUUCCUCUAAGAACUUCUUUUUACUCUUUGAGUCCAGCAAAAUCACCAACCUCUUGGGUACAUUUUUCCUACCCGGCAGUAUUGUUUUUUUUUUCUUUCCUCUAGUAGUAUUAUUUUCACUGUAAACUUACAGAGUCUGCUCAUUCUUCUUUCCUUCACAAUGUAAUAUAUUCUAUUGAUUUGAAUAAAGCAAGGUAUCCAUUGUGAGUUCUUUCAUUGUUUGUAUGUUGUUUCAAUCAACCUUUGCUUAGGUUGAUUAUUUUUACAAUGAAGAACACGUACAUACUUUCAGACAUUUGGAACACGACUUCAACUGACAAGUAGUCUAUAACCCAGUAUUGAAAAGGUAUAUUGCGCAAAGGUCAACUGAUUUUGAUUGUGCAGGGGUGUAAAGAAUCGUAACAGCUCAAAAAAAUGUUCAAUUUCAAUUGUCUUGGGGGG